Messenger RNA from Microthlaspi erraticum, 489 nucleotides. Lineage: Eukaryota; Viridiplantae; Streptophyta; Magnoliopsida; Brassicales; Brassicaceae. The record is from the annotation of a GenBank genome assembly.
AUGGGAACCAUAGACCUCAGGGCUGCUGCAGAUGAAAACUCGGUUCCGGAUAUCAGCAGUCAAGUUCACCAGCUCCCUUGCUGCAUUAGAUUCGAUGGUCCUUCUCAAGUUUCCCACUAUUUCAAGCCUACAUCCAGUGAGGUCGAAAUUGAUGGAGUAAGAACAGAAGAAGCUCAUUUCAGAGGAAGGAAGUUGCAGGGAGCAACUAUCUCACUCCCUAGCGGCUAUUCUGGUUUUGUGCUUGGACAAGCAAGUAACCGAAAUGCUAAUGGAAAGAGAAAAGCUUCUAGUCCCGAAGAAGAGAAGCCGUGUUGGGAAGCGAAGGCCAAGUUCGAUAGAAUGACAUACUGGAAUCACGACACUCUUCCUUCGAAAGACGAUACUUUCUUGCGGUCUUUUCAUUGGUUUAGCAUCGCCGAAGCGCUGCAUAAACCAGUGAAAGCUGAAGACUUUGUUGCAGUAUCACACGGUGAAAAGGAUAAAAUGUGA